Messenger RNA from Rotaria socialis, 495 nucleotides. NCBI's taxonomy places the organism in Eukaryota, Metazoa, Rotifera, Eurotatoria, Philodinida, Philodinidae. The record is from the annotation of a GenBank genome assembly.
AUGAACGUAUCGUCUAAUGAUACAGUAUACGCUUAUCCUAAUAAUCGACAAACAUUAGAGCAAUGGCCAAGUACGCCCCCAACAUUUCUUCGAUUAACAAAAACAUAUGAUUAUCAAUUGGUGGUACUUACAACUGACGGUGUUGUGGUACUAAUCCCUUCAGCUAACGCAGGUUACUAUAUGACAACAGAUGAUAUUAAUGUGCCAGUAAAACGUGUUUGGUUUGGUACAAUUUUUGUUAUAAAAUGCCCAAUAGAAACAUUGAAUGGUGCUUAUUUUACAUAUGAUACAUCAUUGAGAAAUACGAAAUUUAAUUCAGCUCUACAAUUACUAGCUACAAUUAAAUUGAAUGAAGAAACACCAAUAGUUGAUAUGCUUGAUAUGCAAAAAUUUGCUAUGACUGUCAACUUUUUGACGACAGGAUACACUUGUAACGAUGUAAUUGCACAGGUAAAUCAAUGUAAUAUUCUUUGGCAACCAUCACUACAAGAGUAG